Molecule: messenger RNA, 1272 nt
Organism: Penaeus monodon (black tiger shrimp)
Lineage: Eukaryota; Metazoa; Arthropoda; Malacostraca; Decapoda; Penaeidae
Product: vegetative cell wall protein gp1-like
Exons: 4
Coding region: 1-1272 (423 amino acids)
Biological process (GO): regulation of transcription by RNA polymerase II; cell differentiation
Molecular function (GO): DNA-binding transcription factor activity, RNA polymerase II-specific; RNA polymerase II cis-regulatory region sequence-specific DNA binding
Source: RefSeq, a predicted model, not a curated record
AUGUUCACGAUUGACAGUAUCCUGCACUCGGGUCGGUCUCCUCCUUCGCCUCCGUCGCAGGUGAAGGAGUGGCUGUCGGCGGAAGGAGGAGCUGCAGCAGGAGCGCCCUCGAAGUCGCCGUCCUACUCCCCGGCCGUUCCUUCGACGUCCUCCUCCUUCUCCUCGUCUUCCUCCUCCGGCGCGGCGGUUCCUGUGCCUCCUUCGCCUCCCGCCCUGGUGCCCGCGACGCCGCUCUUGCCCUGCGUGUCUCCUGCGCCCCCGUGUCUGUCCCUGACGCCCUCGCUGCUCUCCUCCGUGAGCCAGCUGCUGGACUUCUCGGCGCUCAUCCCCGGCACCACCAGCUUCGCCCCGAGCGUCGACACGAGCGUCUCUUCGGCGAGCGCGUUUCAUUCCGCCGCCAGCGCCUUUGUUCCCAUCUCCGCCUCGACGUCGACGGCCCUCCCCAUGGGCGCCGCGUCCUGCCACUCGCCGGCGCACCCUGACGUGGCCCAGGGGAAGACCACCGCCUGUCCUCAUCAGCGCCUCGCUCUUCCGGCCGCCGUUAGUAGAGUCCCUUCGGUUCCUUUGGCUCCCUUGGCCCCCUCGCGUUCGCAGACGCCCUUUGUCUCCCCCGCCACUUCCUUGCCUCACGCGCUACACACUCCUUUCACGCCCCCGGCAGGUGCCAUCCACACAGUCCACAUGGCUCACCUACCGUGCCACGGCGCCCGGAACACGGGGUAUGCCUCCCACAGCGCGCCCAUUGCACCGAGCCCCUUUGCCUACGCCCCGCUCGGCCCCGUGCCCAGCCCGGCCGCAAGGGCCCCUUCCGUCCUCGCCCUCCCUUUGACCGCUCCCGACGUCGACUUCACCGCCCGGAUGCUCCUCCCGAGACCUCCCUCUCGGCCCCCUGGCGUCGCGGAGGUCUUCGAGGCGAGCGAGAAGGGGGGCGACCCCUCCUUCCCCCCUCGUGAGGCAAGGAGGUCUGAGGUCGAGGAGCAUCUCGUACGCAGCUUCCACCCUCAUUAUUUCGCAGCUGGUUAUCUGCCGCCUUCAUACCCUCUCGGUUUACAAGGCGUCAGCGUGGCUUCUGCACUAAGGACCAAAGUCAGGCGUCGUUACACUGGAUAUCAGACCAAACAGCUGGAGAAAUGGUUUGAGGAAUAUAAAUACAUCACACCACAGACGAGGAAGAUUAUUGCUUGUGAGCUUGAUUUAAGGGAACGCCAGGUGAAGACGUGGUUCCAAAACAGACGAGCGAAGGAGAAGCGAAGACGAGCCAGUGUGAGUUGA